AUGGACGACCCGGACUGGGCCUGGCCCGCCUGGAAGUUCGGCAUGAAGAGGGACGACUUGUUUUCCACCCUUCACGAACGCUACAACACAUUCUCUUACGCCAUCCAAGACCCCGAAGCCUUUCACCACGACGUCUACGAACUCUCCCGCCAUGCCGACACGUCGGAGCAGUUCCACCGCUUGAUGGCCGACCGACAGCAGCUGCGUCUCCGUGAGCUCAACGAGUCUCUGGAGACGCUGGCCGUCGAGAUCAUCGCCAACCCCAAGCUCAUGGGCUCCGAACAGUGGCAGCACGCCAUACAGAUGUUCCGCACCAAGUCGUACGACUCCAUCGUCCGGUACUUUGCCAGCUACCUCCCCGACGACUACCUCAACGACACUCGUUCCGCCUCCUCCCAUUCCUCCUUCUCCGAGGCCGACAGCGUGAGCACGGUGAGCACAAAGGCCAGCAGCGCCCACGAUGCCACCUGCUCCCACUUCCUCGACGACUUUUUCCCCAUGACGGCCGAGCCGUCCUCGCUCGACGACGACGUCGGCCACGACGCGGGCCUCGACGGUCCCCUGUCGCCCCCCGACUCCGAGGCCAUGGGCUCGGAGCAGGCCGCCGAGUCGCCCUCGGACGCUGGAUAUCACACUUAUUCUGCCCCGAGCCCGCCCUCGAGGUCCAUGUCAUUCUCGGGCUCCGACUCGGGCCACUCGAGCUCGGAAUUUCUGCGUCGCCUCGCUCUCCGUCACUGUGACGAGUCGCCAUCGGACUGCGACACGAUGGUGACGUCGGUCUGCGAUUCUACCGAGACGCGAUCUGCCUGCGACUGUGUCGAGGGCGCCGUCGAUGACAAGCCUCACCAUCCGUCCCACCUCGACGAGGAGGAAGAGGACGACGACGACUUCCCCCCAGCCCAAUAUCCCGACGACCAUUUCGAUUUCCCCGACGUUUGUGCCAUCGGUGUUCCCAAUGAUACCCUAGAAUCUGAUACCCCAACACCGCGACAAGGACCGAUGGCAAACUCAUACCUCGAGCACAAAUCGAUGGCGAGCAGGAGCCUGCCCUCGCCCCACCGACAUUCACGUUCACCCUCACCGAGAUCAUAUUUGAUGAGACGGGCCAAUGGCCUGGCGCGGGAGUGUUCCCUGCACGCUAAUGUCAUGCUGAAGCCGCAGUCGACGUCGUGA
Molecule: messenger RNA, 1173 nt
Organism: Drechmeria coniospora
Lineage: Eukaryota; Fungi; Ascomycota; Sordariomycetes; Hypocreales; Ophiocordycipitaceae
Exons: 2
Coding region: 1-1173 (390 amino acids)
Source: RefSeq, a predicted model, not a curated record